Stomoxys calcitrans (stable fly) is the source of this 2586-nucleotide messenger RNA. It is a transcript of the gene Aldh-III, whose product is annotated as aldehyde dehydrogenase, dimeric NADP-preferring. Gene Ontology annotation, molecular function: aldehyde dehydrogenase (NAD+) activity. Gene Ontology annotation, cellular component: cytoplasm. Gene Ontology annotation, biological process: aldehyde metabolic process. The transcript has 10 exons. The record is from RefSeq and is a predicted model, not a curated record. NCBI's taxonomy places the organism in Eukaryota, Metazoa, Arthropoda, Insecta, Diptera, Muscidae. The coding region runs from base 626 to 2122 and encodes 498 amino acids.
UGGAGCCCCUUCAUCCAUACUUCUGAAGAAUAUUUCGAAAAAAUCAGUUUACAUUUAGCGCUCGUCUUAUAAAAACGUGUUAGCGGAACAAUACAAGCAAUCCACAAUCAACCCCUCACAUCUCGCGUCCGCGCCGUACAUUAAAUAUAAACAUACAUUCGUAUAAAACGCCGAAUAUACAAGUCGAAAGAAAAUACAACGAUACCUACAUACAUACUUCUAAAUUUUUGGUUUUUGGGGGUUUAUUUUGUUUGUUGUUGGUUUUUUAUCUGUUGUCUCAUUCAUUAAUGAGCAGCAACAGCAACGACAGCAGAAGAAACAGAUGAUAUAAGGCUACUGUUUCCUCUAUAUAUGCAUUCCAAAUUAGCAUUCAAGCCGUUGGUUGCUUUGGGAAAACAUUGAAACCGAAUCUGCUUGCAGCAGCAGAGUGUGAAUGAACGAAAAACCCAAAAGUUUAAUUAUUUUGUGAGAAUUUCCAUUAAUUGAAUAAACGAAAAAAAAAAGUUAAAAAAAAAAAUAAAUAAAUAAUAAAAGAAGAAAAAUCUAGAAAAAACAAACGCCAGUAGCUAACCACGUAUCCUUUUUGUACUUGUGCAACCUUUCAGAUACCGAGCCAGUGGACAAAAUGACCAGUUACGACGAUAUAUUGCAAAGAUGCCGCACAGCUUUUGCCAAUGGAAAAACACGAGACGUAAGCUUCAGAAAGAAACAACUCGAAAAUCUUUUGCGCAUGUAUGAGGAGCAUGAAAAUGAUAUGAUCAAUGCCUUGGACGCUGAUUUAAGGAGGCCCAAACAGGAAAGUUUGGUUGCUGAAACAGAAUUUUUGAAAAACGAUGUCAAAAAUAUACUCUACAACAUCGACGAAUGGGUUAAACCUGAGCUGCCAUCCAAAUCUAUGGUCAACGUAUUGGAUGAUGUACAAAUCUACAAAGAUCCCUAUGGCGUAGUCUUGGUUAUUGGAGCCUGGAAUUAUCCAUUGCAGCUUUUGUUGGUGCCAGUGGCAUCGGCCAUAGCUGCUGGCAAUUGUGUUGUCAUCAAACCCAGUGAAGUAGCAGCCAACUGUGCGAAAUUUAUACAGGAAACCCUGCCAAAGUAUAUUGACAAUGAAUGUUAUCCCAUCAUUUGUGGUGGAGCUCAAGAGACAUCAGAAUUGUUAAAGCAACGCUUCGAUUAUAUUUUCUAUACGGGAUCAACGCGUGUGGGCCAAAUUGUCCAUGCGGCAGCCAACAAAUAUCUGACACCAUGUACCUUGGAGUUGGGAGGCAAGAGUCCUUGUUAUGUUGACAAAUCUGUCGAAUUGAAUACAGCUGUCAAGCGUAUUUUAUGGGGCAAAUUAAUGAAUUGCGGUCAAACCUGCAUUGCCCCCGAUUAUGUGCUAUGUUCCAAAGAAACCGAAGUUGAGUUCAUCAAAGAAGCUAAACAAAUUCUUAAAGAAUGGUAUGGUGAUAAUAUUAAAGAUAGUCCCGAUCUCAGCCGUAUUAUAAACAAAACCAAUUUUGAUCGCCUCAUGGGCAUGAUGAAACAUGGCACAAUUGCAGUUGGUGGCAAUUCUAAUGCCAAUGAGCUCUUUAUCGAACCCACAAUUAUUGUAGAUGUUAAGCCCGAUGAUCCUGUGAUGCAAUCUGAAAUUUUUGGUCCCAUCUUGCCUAUUGUCAGCGUUGAAAGUGCCUAUGAGGCAAUCAAAUUCAUCAAUUCGAGGGAAAAGCCGUUAGCGAUUUAUGUGUUCGCCAAUUCGCAGAAAGUUGUUAAACAAUUUAAAGAUAAUACUACGAGUGGUGGAUUUUGCAGUAACGAUACCAUAAUGCACAUCUCAGUCGACACACUGCCCUUCGGAGGAGUUGGAUUCAGUGGUAUGGGCAGCUAUCAUGGUAAAUAUACCUUCGACACAUUUGUCCAUAGGAAAUCAUGUCUGGGUAAAAACCUCAAAGCUUUAGGUGAAAAGCUAUCCUCUGGACGUUACCCUCCCUACUCGGAACGUAAAGCGAGCAUUUUGAGUUUCUUGUUGCGCAAACGCCGCCCUCUGCCAAAUCUGUAUCUGUCACACAUUUUCGUCUUUGGCUUGGGCAUUGGUUUGACAUUCCUGGUGAAUCACUAUAUGCAGGGCAAACUGUUGUCGCGUUAAGAAACAUCAAACUGCACCAAAAUUUAAAUCAACUACCACCACCACCACCUUAAUAAGAACUGCCACAGUUUGUGUGCGUGUGUCUAGUGGAGGCGGCAUUCUAAACCACAUAUAGAUCAUAAGUUUUUGUAUGUCUGGCGGCAAAUAACUAUCUCUCUAUCGCAUACUGUAGCACAUGGCAUGUUGGGUACCUCUAUAUAGUAUAUCUAGCUCCCCUUUCCCACCCCCACCACUUUGAAAACAACAUUUUAUCUAAUACUACUAUUAGUUUUAGUUUUAAACCCCCCCAAAAAAGAACUUACCACUUACAUAUAUAAUGUCUGGUCAUCACUUAAUCGGGGACAUUAAAUUUAACAUGGUAUUCUUUGCUGUAUGUUCACAAAUGCUUGUCCGUUGAUUGUAGAGCUCUCGUGUUGAACAAUUGUUGCAGCAUUGUUUCUGAUCCAAAUUUUGUUUCUAUUAUU